This is a messenger RNA of Eurytemora carolleeae, 2613 nucleotides long. RefSeq names its product phospholipase D alpha 1. The transcript is spliced from 2 exons. The record is from RefSeq and is a predicted model, not a curated record. NCBI's taxonomy places the organism in Eukaryota, Metazoa, Arthropoda, Copepoda, Calanoida, Temoridae. Gene Ontology annotation, molecular function: D-type glycerophospholipase activity. Bases 99 to 2444 code for a protein of 781 amino acids. Gene Ontology annotation, cellular component: plasma membrane. Gene Ontology annotation, biological process: phospholipid catabolic process.
UCUCCCAACUCUCACACUGUACACUCAGUUCACAGACACUGUUGAGCUAGGAGAUUUAUCCCGUAACCAACUCCUUUUUAUGCAAUAUUACCUUGACGAUGAGCAUUUUAGAGGACGAGGAGUCUCUACCCUUCCUUCAUGGAACCCUGAAAAUACAUGUUAUAGAGGCAGCAGAUCUUCCAGAUACAGACAACUCAUUCUUUAACAUUGACAGGAACGACAAAACCGAUCCCUUUGUUAUUAUUUCCAUCGGUGAAUGUGAGCUGCUAAAGACUGCGUAUAUACCGAACACCCUGGAGCCAAGAUGGGAUGAGAAGUUUUCUAUCCCCGUCUGUCAUAGAGCCAGCUGUCUAAAGGUAAUGGUUCGGGACCGAGAACAUGUUGGUAAUCAGAUAGUUGGAACAUGUUUAAUCUCCACUGAAGAACUAACAUCUGGAAACCCUGUAGAGGGUUGGUACGAUAUUAUGGUUGGAGUAGGAGGAAAAACUAAAGGUUCUAUUCACAUCAUGCUUCAAUUCUUCCCUAUAGGUAGUUGUGGAGAUGAUUCCAGUUUUCUGCGAGACUCCUAUUUCCAGCCUAAGACGGAUAACCAGGUGGUGCUCUACAUGACAGCCGACUCCCAACAGCUUCCAGUCUUUGACGGAGUAACCGAACCUGAUGGUUCUCCGUAUCAAGCAACCAGGUGCUGGUUGGAUAUCUACAAAUCUAUCUGCAGAGCGGAGAAACUAAUUUAUGUUACAGGAUGGAGCGUGUAUACCCAGAUAGAUCUAGUAAGAGGAGAAUCUGCUCUAGAGUACCCAGAUUCUAAUGUAGGAGAACUACUCAAGAGGAAAGCUGCCGAAGGUGUAAGAGUUCUAGUGAUGCCCUGGGACGAGAAAUCUAAUGAUAGCGGUUUGCUGGCAGGACUCAUGGGAACUCAUGACGAGGAAACUUACAAUUAUUUCCGAGGCACCAACGUAGUCUGCUCCAAGGUUCAACGAUCAAAGCUAAGCUGGAUGGGGUUUGGAGGACAGUUCGUCGGAACCAUGUACACUCAUCACCAGAAGACGAUUAUAUGUGACGCGGACACAGAGGACGGAUCAGGGAUGAAAAAACUUAUUGCUUUCAUCGGUGGGAUCGAUAUUACGGACGGUCGCUAUGAUACUCCUGAGUUUCACCUUUUUAAAACAUUAAAUACACUUCAUGCCGGAGAUUUCUAUCAGAACUGUACUACAGGAACUACCUUUAGAACAGGUCCACGAGAACCCUGGCAGGAUAUUCAUGCACUGGUUAUCGGACCAACUGCCGUGGAUAUUCAUGAUAACUUUGUGGAUCGUUGGUAUCAUCAGAACCUCAAGUACAAGGACAUGAUCUACUACCUCUCCGAAGACGAGUUCAACUUGGAUUAUCCUGCGGAGGUUCCAGAGGAGCAGGGCGGAGCAUGGACGGUUCAGUUGCUCCGCUCUAUCACAGUAGACUCCGCCGCCAUGUCCCAAGACAGGUUACAGUUUCUGAACCGGAAGUAUGGAGCUCCUGUCGAGGAUUCUAUCAUGAGAGAAUAUGUUAUUCAGAUAAGAAAUGCUAAAUCUUUUAUUUAUAUAGAGAACCAGUACUUCCUGGGUUCAGCAUUCUCCUGGUUGGCUGAUCAGAACACUCUCUCCCAUCAUAUUAUACCUAUUGAGAUAGUAGAGAAGAUAAUUAGUAAGAUAGAAGCAGGAGAACAGUUCCACGUUUAUGUAACGAUUCCUAUGUACCCUGAGGGAGAUCCAACCUCGGCUCCGAGUCAGGAGAUCCUACGCUGGCAGUACAGAACCAUGGAGAUGAUGUUUAAGAGGAUCUACAGGGCACUGCAGAGAAAUGGAUCCGAAAAUCAUCCAACAGACUUCCUAUCUUUCUACUGUCUUGGAAAGAGGGAGUCUCCAGAUGAUAUCCCAUACUAUGAUUUAGAUGAUCCUGCACCUGGAACCGGAGCUGAGAAAACAAGAGCAUCCUUGAGACAUCCCAUAUAUGUGCACUCCAAACUUAUGAUCGUCGAUGACGAAUAUGUAAUCGCUGGAUCAGCCAACAUUAAUCAGAGAUCUUUGGGUGGGAACAGAGACUCAGAGAUAUGCAUCGGUGCCUUCCAACCUAACUGUGUUCACAACGGGGAGAUCCCUCGGGGCUCCGUUCACACCUUUAGACUUGCGCUUUGGUCCGCUCACCUUGGAGGAUACGACUCAGCUUACGAAGAUCCUUCGUCCUGGGAUUGUGUGACCAAAGUCCGCGAGGUCGCCUCCGAGUUCUGGGAUAUUUAUACAGCCGAGGAACCAACCCAUAGUGAUAUUCAUCUCCUGCCUUAUCCUCUCCUGGUUUCAGAAACCGGAGAUUUAUCUUCUUUAGAUUCUCCCUGGGAUACCUUUCCAGACACACUUGCUCCUGUGGUUGGGUGUAAGAGUGGGCUUCUUCCAGCUAAACUCACUACCUAGAGCUCUCGGGAUACCAUGUCUUCCUAUCAAAGCACACAUUAUUUGUACUUUAAACUAUCCUGGUCAUAAUUCGAACCUUAAUUAUCUGAUAUAUGACUUCAGUAUUUGUGCAAGAUCUGAUUUAUAAAAUGUACUUAUAUGAAGCUUUAAUAAAUUUAUAAAUUUAUAA